AUGUCUAUUCAAACAAUCAAUCAAAACAAGGACUUGAAAGGUCUAUCCUUAAUAGCUGCCCAUUCACAUAUUUCAGGUCUUGGUUUAGAUGACAAUUUACAACCAAGAGAACAAUCCAGUCAAGGGAUGGUUGGACAAUUCAGAGCCAGAAAAGCAGCUGGUGUUAUAUUGAAGAUGGUUGAAAAUGGUUCAAUCGCAGGUCGUGCAGUUUUGAUUGCCGGUCCGCCAUCAACUGGUAAAACUGCUAUUGCCAUGGGUCUCUCACAAUCAUUAGGUAAAGAUGUUCCAUUUACUGCUAUUGCAGGUUCAGAAAUCUUUUCACUAGAAUUGAGUAAAACUGAAGCUUUAACCCAAGCUUUCAGAAAAUCAAUUGGUGUUAAAAUCAAAGAAGAAACUGAAUUAAUUGAAGGUGAAGUUGUUGAAAUUCAAAUCGAUAGAUCUAUCACCGGAGGUCAUAAACAAGGUAAAUUAACUAUAAAGACCACAGAUAUGGAAACUAUUUAUGAGUUGGGUAACAAAAUGAUUGAUGGUUUAACUUCAGAAAAAGUUUUAGCUGGUGAUGUUAUUUCUAUUGAUAAAUCUUCAGGUAAAAUAACAAAAUUGGGUAGAUCAUUCACUAGAUCCAGAGAUUAUGAUGCUAUGGGACCAGACACUAAAUUUGUUCAAUGUCCAGAAGGUGAAUUACAAACCCGUAAAACAGUUGUUCAUACUGUUUCUUUACAUGAAAUUGAUGUUAUAAAUUCAAGAUCACAAGGAUUUUUAGCGUUAUUCAGUGGUGAUACAGGUGAAAUCAGAUCAGAAGUUAGAGACCAAAUCAACACCAAAGUUGCUGAGUGGAAAGAAGAAGGUAAAGCUGAGAUAGUUCCAGGUGUUUUAUUUAUUGAUGAAGUUCAUAUGUUGGAUAUUGAAUCAUUUUCAUUUAUUAACAGAGCUUUAGAAGAUGAGUUUGCUCCAAUUGUGAUAAUGGCAACUAACAGAGGUGUUACCAAGACAAGGGGUACAAAUUACAAAUCACCACAUGGUUUACCAUUAGAUUUAUUGGAUAGAUCAAUUAUUAUUCAAACUUCAAGUUAUAAUGAGGAAGAAAUCAAACAAAUCAUAUCAAUCAGAGCACAAGAGGAAGAAGUUGAUUUACAUCCAGAUGCAUUGAACUUAUUGACCAAAAUUGGACAAGAGACAAGUUUACGUUAUGCUUCAAACUUGAUUUCAGUUUCUAAUCAACUAGCAUUGAAAAGAAGAAGUGAUGUUGUUGAAUUAGAAGACAUUAAUAGAAGUUAUAUCUUAUUUUUGGACUCUGCAAGAUCCGUUGCUUAUCUACAAGAGUUUUCAGACCAAUACAUUGAUGAUACUGGUAAUGUUAAUAUCGGUGGUCACACAUCUAAAGUUGAAGCAGCACCAGCAGCUACAGCAAGUAAUGGUGAUGCCAUGGACACCAGUGCUUGA
Molecule: messenger RNA, 1443 nt
Organism: Hansenula anomala
Lineage: Eukaryota; Fungi; Ascomycota; Saccharomycetes; Phaffomycetales; Wickerhamomycetaceae
Gene: RVB2
Product: RuvB family ATP-dependent DNA helicase reptin
Exons: 2
Coding region: 1-1443 (480 amino acids)
Biological process (GO): regulation of transcription by RNA polymerase II; chromatin remodeling; box C/D snoRNP assembly
Cellular component (GO): NuA4 histone acetyltransferase complex; R2TP complex; Swr1 complex
Molecular function (GO): ATP hydrolysis activity; ATP binding; DNA helicase activity
Source: RefSeq, a predicted model, not a curated record